UAACGUGUUUGCGCAAUAUUCUACUACCUCAACCAUCACGUCGGGGGUUACGACUACCUAUACGACUGUCUCUCAAUCUCCCACCAAUACUACUACGAAUAUGGUCACUCCAUCGCCGUCUGGGCAAUAUCCUACGCAAUCUGCAAAUGUUACUAGUUCACCAACAGAAAUUACUUCAUAUACUACUGUUACGGAGACUCCAUCGACCACAGAAACCAUAGUACUGACACCGACUGUUACGAAAACUAGCUACACUACGACUACCGUCACUCCAACCACCGUGACCACUACAGAGACCGCUAGCUAUAACGUCACCGAGACAAUUUACGUUACUAGCCCUACAACUACGACCUUAUACACAACCAUCACGACGAGCAAGACGGAAGGAGUUAGUACUGAAACUGCAUGGACGACAUCUGGAUGGUCCACCGUAACGGCAACCGAAACUGCUGGUCGCAAAUUGGUGGUGAGGAAGGAUGCUGAUAACGGCGGUGCCGCUGUGCACCACAGUCGGCAUGAGGCCGUGGUCAUCAGCUUGCUUACUACUAUCCUUUUGGCAUGUGUCGGUGCCAUGUUGGGUGCUUAG
Molecule: messenger RNA, 586 nt
Organism: Paraglomus brasilianum
Lineage: Eukaryota; Fungi; Glomeromycota; Glomeromycetes; Paraglomerales; Paraglomeraceae
Source: the annotation of a GenBank genome assembly